Molecule: messenger RNA, 816 nt
Organism: Hydra vulgaris (swiftwater hydra)
Lineage: Eukaryota; Metazoa; Cnidaria; Hydrozoa; Anthoathecata; Hydridae
Product: zinc finger BED domain-containing protein 5-like
Source: RefSeq, a predicted model, not a curated record
AUGACGAACACUUUCAUCAGUUACCUCUUCACACUGAAGUACGCUGGUUAUCGAAAGGCUUGUUUGAGAAGAUUCUUUGGACUUUUUGAGACUAUUUUAGAAUUUUUGGAUACUAAAGAUAAAAUUUUAAAAGACAAUUUCAUAAAAUGGAAAACAGACAUUGCCUAUUUAACAGGUUUGUUUACAAAAUUUAAUAUGGUUAACUUGCAGUUACAAGGCGACAAUCUAAAUUUGGUUAAAACAAAAUCUAUCUUAACAGCCAGAGUUAAACUAAUGAAUCAAAAUAUUGGACGGGGCGACCUUUCCCAAUUCCCCAGUUUGUCACAAAUAAACUGUCCGGAAGACGAAUCAACCUACUUUCAACAUUUAAAUGCCCUCUAUUCAGAUUUCGAAACUAGGUUUGAGGAUGUUUUGAUUAUGGUAAUACCAUCGUGGAUAAUUAACCCAUAUGGUUGGAUAGAAGAAACAAAUGCCAUAAUAAAAAAGGAACUGAUUGCACUAAGUACAAACGAAGAACGUAAGGUUCAGUUUAAAAACGGAUUUCAGCAAUUCUGGAUGCAAAACAUCAUACCCUUUACUUAUCCUGUAUUAUGGAAUAUAGCGAGGAAAUUUUUGAUUUCCUUUCUAUCCUUAUACCUAGUGGAAAGAGGAUUCAGUGUUGUUACGGAUCUCCUAACGAAAAAAAGAAACAGACUGGACAUCAUUAGCCGAGGAGAUUUAAGAUUAAACCUUAUGAAGUUGGCGCCAAAUGUUGAUAAUUCAUUAUUAAAGGAUCAGGUUCAUCGUUCUCACAAAAAAAAUUUACUUAUUGCUUAG